AUGGAACAGAGAAUAAUACGCAAGUUCCUUGAACGCCAAACUGGAAAUACUUUUCGAAAUCGUCCAGGAGAAGCAGUGCCUCGAUCCGUCUUGCAAAUAUCCCCAUCGUUUAGUAUGCCUGUAUUACCUAAAAUUGAAAUUCCGAAAAAAGACAAUUUAACAGUUAAGGAAUAUCUACCCACUACCACGCCAGAACCACAGUACAGAGUAGAAUCUGCCGUAGUAUCUAAACCAUUUGAGGUACCUGGUUGGAUGCAGUUAUCAAAUGGAAAGAGACCGGGUCAGUGGCAAAGAAACAUGAAUCGUCAGGGAUUUGAUAACAAUGCCAGACAAGGACCAGUAUAUAGGAGUGAUGAAUAUAUCUAUAUGAUAAAUGGACACCCAGCAAGACAGCAAGACAAUACCCGGGGAAAUGAACCUUCAAAAAAGAAGCCUCAACGCAACAAUUUGAAUGGCAAAACAGGUCGUCAAUAUUUUCAGCUUAACAGCAAUAAUGUAAACAAAAGACAACCAUCGAUAAACAGCCAUCCACGAAACAGCAAUCACAUAAAGCAAAAUGGAGGACAGUUUCAAAAUAUCAAUAAUAAUAAAAACACUGUUCAUUCCACGUUUCCUCAAAAUUCUAAUAAAGUCAUCAGCAGACAAAAUACAAGAAUGUUUCAGCAGACAAUAAACAGCAGAAAGGCUGGAGGAAUAGCAAACAGUAACGACCUUAAUAAACCCAAGAGAAACACUGCUGGGGAACAAGGAGGUCUCAAAACAUUCAGUAGUGAUGGUGCUUUAACUUUAACCAACGGACAGUGGAGUAAUGGGGCAAUGUCAUCGCCUGAUGUCCUUGAAAACAUGAUGACAUUGACUCCUAACGAAAAUAGCAUUGGAAUGAAUAGGCAACAUACCACAACAAACAAAGAGUACACGCGUUCCUUGCCAAGCACUUUGCCAGUUAGAAUACCUCAAGAUGGACACCUUUUGCCAAGUGUAAUGCCACAACUAAGCCCAACUCGAAGAAGUGAACCACCUCUUCAAAGCGGCCAUGCGCGUCAUCAAAUAAUAGUAACAAGUGGGCUUGCUGAGAUUCCGCAGAGCCGACAGUUUGUUAAUAACCCAGUGCGUAUCAAUAAAGCACCCCUUCCGUCACCACGUCCUACAGUGAUGUCACCAGAUAAUUUGCAAAUUGUGAAGCAGAGCAAUCCUCGUCCAACAAGUAUCAACGGGGAACAGCCGACCCCAGGAUUUAAUCGUUCACCUAUUCCACCUAUCUAUAUAAGUGAUCCAAGACGUCACCCGUUGACUGUGCAAGUAGAGGCCAAAAAGAUGCAGGAGAAUGGUAAGAUCAGUACAAGACGGCAUAAUGAGCCAAUGGCGCAUCUACGACAUUCGAUAGGUAUCAUGACACCACCUGUAGAACGUAUGGAAUUGAGGAAAAUAUCAAGACAAAACAUGAAACCAAAGUCUGUCAAUGGUCAAAGUAGAUUAUCAAAACCAACUCAAAGGCAAAGCAAUGGUUUAAUUUCGAACUCAAGAAGACCCUUGAGACCAGACCAAACCCCAGAACAACACAACAGGCUAAAGCCACCAAGAAGACAACAUAUGAAACCAAAUCAAAUCAUGCCCGCAAGACCUAGCCCACCUCCUGGUCGACGCAUCAUACCAACACCAGGAUUGAAUCCUACCAAACGCCCAAUGCCGACAACAAGAAACAUCAUGGUGGCAGAAAUGCAGCAUUUGGGAAAACCAAGACAAAGUCCUAUUGGAUAUAAAUCAAUACCGUUAUUACCUGGGGGAUUACUUGUAACUUCAAAACGACCAUCUAUGCCACUCAAUGGUAACAUUGCCGCGACAGCCUUGCCAGUUAAAGCGUUGAAACAGUCUUGGUCGUCAUUGCCACCUACGGGUCCACUUGUUAGAGCGAUGUCAUCGUCAGUACCAAUUAGAAAGAAAAUUAAUUCAAAAAUGCAGUCACUAUCUUCAAAUAGAGCGUCACCCUUACCUUCUAGAAGACAAAAUAUGGGCCCAUUGGGAAAUCCCAUACGAUCGAAAAGGCCUAUUAUUGGGGUCAAUAUGAGACCAGCCGCUAGUAGUUUAGGAUUACGUAUAGCUCCAAGCCAGCGUCCAUUGCUCCAGGACUGGCCACAACCAAGCACAACGAGUUUAAUUUUGCCGUCGGUGCAACCUACUAGGAGCGAUGCAGAGUCUGUAGACGUUGUGCAAGGGCAAGCUUACUCCAAUGGUUACACAAAAACUUCAGACUUAGAAAAGUCGACGGACGUGUCUAGUAAUUAUGUAUCAAUGACGUGGUUACGUCCACAGAACCAGGGAAUAUCGUCCAGACCAGACCAAUCUAUAAUUGAUCAUGUGUCUAUAUCAAAAUCACGAUUUGAUGACGAUAAUGGCUACAAGAAAAGUACAAGACAUGAAAAUAAUUCCGGUAAAGGUGAGAAUUCUGGAAAAGUUAAAGCGAAAUUUCCACAUGCGAGCAAAAAUGAUAUUACAAUCCCGAUUUCUAAAGGUGCCGUAAUAGCUUCCCCAUUUAACCCAAAACCAGUUAGGUAUGUUAUAGGUAGUAAGCCUAUAUUCACGACAGAAAGUCCUCUCAGAAAGGAAAGCGUCACUAAAUUGACUCCUACUCCGAGCAAGGACGUAACAUCAUUGGAAAAUGGAACAAUUGCUAAUUUCAAUAUGUUUUUAAUCCCGACACGAAAUAAUGUUGUCACAGAACAGAUCCCUGUUAAUAACAAGACUAUGUCAACAACGGAAGCGGCAACUAAUACAGGAAAAGGAAGUACUUCUGAAAAAAACAACGCAACUGAACCAGUAAUUACUUCAAAACUAUCCGAGGAGCAACCAAUGAGAAUAUUUGAUAUCAAUGCAUUCAGCAUCAUUAGAUCAAAAUAUCUACCAAUACAAACCACAGAGACAAUGACAACCGCUACGUCCACAUCUACUCUUUCCUCAACGGCCUCAUCUUCAUCUACUCGACGACAAAGCUCCCCAGUAUCUGCGAGUAAGCAGAAUAUUAUCGCCAGUACCACAUCCGACACACGAACUCCUACAGCUUACAACAGUGUCGCUAAGACUACCAUGACGGACACUACCAAGGAAACAACAAAUAAAGCAACAGUAACCACUAUGUCAGAGCAACCCGUUGUCAGAAAGAACAAAAACGUUAUACCGCCAGCUUUACAAGAAAUGAUGGAUGCUCUAAAACAAUCUGGAUUUCAAGCAGGGGUUCCAAUUAACUUGAAUCAAAUCCCUGCCACUGGAACAGAAACAACUGAUUCGCCAAAAAGUUUCGGUAUGAUCGAGUUAACUGAUGGAAUGAAUAAAGGAAACACAAUCGACAUGAGUCCCAAAGAAGAGCUUCAAGGUAGUAGAAUGACAACGACAGUUGAAACAACAAUCCCAACAUCCACUACACCACCGAUAACCCCAUCAGAAUCAACAAUGACACCAGGUUUAAAAACAUUAUUGACUACUGCAACUGAAGUGACACCGUCCACGUUGCCAUUAGACUCACUUAAAAGCGGACCGCCCUCUAGCAAACGCUAUCAUGUGCAAGGAAAACAACAUGAUUUGUAUGAUUCUCCUCUGGUUCCAUAUCUAACAACCACAUCAAUACCUGUACAUAAAACAAAAUCACCCCUUUUGGUAGACAACAAUCUUGUGAAAGAAUCCAGCACUAUUGAGGUUGUACCUUCUAUAAAACCAACAACUGAUACAUCUCAGGGAAAAACAUCAAGUGAUCAAACUAAAACAAGUGUAUUCUUUGGUUUGUGGUCUACAAAACCGCAAAACUAUUCAAGCACUGUAGGGAUUAAAACCGUCGAGCCAACCAUUUCGUCAACAGCUGAAAGUUAUACCAUUAACGCCUUGAAAUCGUCAUCGACUAUGAAAAUAUCCUCACAUGAAACACAUGGAGUCAGUAUCGAAAAUCCGAUUGAUCCUACAGCCUUUUCUACAAUAGCGACAUAUACAAAGAGUACGUCUUCAAAAGAUUUAAAGGGUAAAGAAAGUGUUUUGGAUGCUGGCUAUGAUAUCAUGCCCGUGACAAACCUAAUGAGUGAAGAUCUGAAAAAGAAUAUUACCAACUUAAGGAGACAGCUCGGCGAUUUCAUCGUGCCAUCUUCCAUAAACCCAUAUACUGAAACCUCAAAGACAAACGAGGCUUCAGCAAGCAUGCCUUCUGACCAAAACCAACAGGAAGGCAGUAUAGCUCAAAGCAAAGGAUAUGGGAGACAAGAGCCAGUCAAGUCAGGAAUCACUGCAGGUGUCGGUGUCCAUACAGAGCCUUCAACUCCUAUAGAACCCGUUCCAGUACAAAGCCCUGCAUUAGCAAACAAUGAUGAUUUACUUAACAUGUUUGGUGUACGUAACAAUAACUCCCCAUAUCAAGGAAUCAUAAUUGAUUCGUCUUUUACAAUGACCUUUCCUACAGUUUCUUCUACUCCAGCUCCUCCUCCGAAGGGGACGUAUGGUGCAUCAGAUAAUGUCAACGCAGAAAAAAGAGAGCCUUCAUCACAUUUCGACGUCCAGAAGCAAACACCAGAAUCUUCAUCAAAUUUCGAUACCCAAAAGCAGCCGCAGCAACCUACAUCUAUAUUUAAUAUCGAAAGGCGGACACAGGAAUAUCAACCUAUCUCCGAAGCCCAACCGGAAGCAAAAGAGUUUCCAUCUCAUUUCCCUGUCCAAACAAAGACACAGAAGCCUCAAUCAAAUUUAAGUGUUCAGCCACCAGCAAAAAUAACUAGAUCCAACAUUCCAAAGUCGGGAAAUUCAAUAACAACUUUAUUUGAAGUUCCUUAUUUUUUCAAUCAUAUGUCAAGUCCAUUUUCAAAUGAAGACGCAGGUGUAAAACACAGAUUUGUACAGCCAAAGACAUUGCAAAAUGUUGAUAAACCAUUCGAAACGGCGACAAAUGCGCCUGUCUACACAACAGCAGCUCCUAAAACACGGAAAGUUGUCAGUCAACCAAGUGAAAGUAAGGCACAGACAUCAAUGGUAGAUACCAAAUAUGAUUCACCUAGAGGGAACAAACAUUCAAAAUCGGUUAAGAAAGAUAUAAAUAAAUCAAAGCCAAAGAAAACGAACACCAUCCUUUUUCAAGCUGCUGGACACGGAAUGCCGGGAAAUGCAAAUUUUAUGGAACAUUUGCCGUUUUUUGUGGGAUCCAUGGACUCCAAAAUGUUUAAUGGCAUGCAGGCAAGGGAUAACAGAGCUUCUAGUAGUCAAAACCCGCCAAGAAAAAGGUCCCAGAGAACUACUUCGACACCUAUGGUUGCAUCUUCAUCAACAAGAACGACGUCUUUAUCAACAACACAACAAUCAAAACUGAAGAUAGAAUACGAUUUGAAAGUGUUGUGCAUGCAGUUCCUGAAGUCAACAAUCAAAGACCAAACGUUCAUUCCACAUCCAGGAGACUGCUCCAAAAUCAUACAGUGUUCAUCAAAUGAAAAUGAAAUGCAAGCUGUAUCAAGGCACUGUCCAUUUGGACUCUUCUGGGAUCCUAAUACACAACGCUGUGGUGAUCCUAGUGAUGUUACCUGCUUUGAUGAUCCGUGUCAGAAGGGAUACUUUAACUACAGCAGCCAUGGUGGGUGUGGCACUUACAACAAAUGUUUCGCCGGAGUAUCUGUCCCUACAUGCUGUCCAAGUGGACAGCGAUUCGCACAGACCAGUUCUGACGCUGGAGAAUGUAUCUGGGACACAACCUGCUCAGAGCCUUGUGAAACCCUUCAGUCGUCCACACUCAGGAAGACAGGUGGAUGUCCAACUCUAGAAGUAGAGUCGAGGAAAGACGUCUACUGGAUUUUACAGCGAGGUUCAUUGGUCUUGAAAAAAUGUCCUGUCGGGUAUAUGUACAAACACUCGGAGUGCAAGUGUAAGACUACCACCAGACAUAGGCCAACAACGAAAUCCACGCCAAACUGCAAGCCAGAGUUUAAGCUGACGUUUGACGGUGGGAUUAUCAAGGAUGUGUCAGGUGGAGGGCUCGCUUUCAGCCAGGUGAACGUUGCUGGUACCGGAAACAACACCGCUGUAUUCCGGGAAAACGGGUACAUCUCUCUGUGGGGCUUCCAAAAUAGAUACCUUGGUCGCACGUUCUCCAUUAGGAUGAGGGUACGUGCGGACAAAGGAAGCUGCAGAACAGGUGGAAGGAGCAUCGUCAGUAAUUGUGGACCAGAUGGACCAACCAGCGUGGAAAUUGCAUGUGACAAUAACAAGAUUUCAUUUAAAGCCAACACAGAUAAUACCAAAGUCCCUCCUGUUAUAUUGAGAGAUAUUAAGGACAAUGAGUGGGCUGAUAUUAUAUAUACUUACAAGGCCAACAAGUUUAGUGGCAGUGUAAAUGACCGAAGCCUGUCCAAAUCACUCACAGGAAAUCUGGUAUCAAGAAAUAAUCCACUUAUCAUUGGAAAAUGUCCUAAAUCGCCAGGGUUUAUUGGUGAAAUGGAUCAGUUGGAAAUCUACACCCAGUGUGCGCGGUGA
Molecule: messenger RNA, 6486 nt
Organism: Ylistrum balloti
Lineage: Eukaryota; Metazoa; Mollusca; Bivalvia; Pectinida; Pectinidae
Product: mucin-2-like
Exons: 9
Coding region: 1-6486 (2161 amino acids)
Cellular component (GO): extracellular region
Molecular function (GO): chitin binding
Source: RefSeq, a predicted model, not a curated record